AUGGUGAUGAACAACAGAAUACUCUCCGCAUUUCUAUUGCUGGCUUCCUCCUCAUCCUUGGUGGUGGCUUCUGAAUUCCACAAGCCUCAGCAAAUGAAUAUUCCGGCAGAUAGCACCAGGCAGCUUUUUGACAAGAAAGAACCUACAGAAGCACUUGAGAGUCACGAUAUGAUGAUUCCAGCCGACGACAUUGCCGAUCUUGCUCCCAGUCAUGAUGGCAUGGUGGAGGACGAACAUCCUGAUACUGGAACUGCCCCCAGUCUCGACAUGACAGAGGUGACAGAAGCGCCCAUAGCACAUACACCGACUCCACAAGAAACUAUUCACCCAGUGGAAACGUCGAUGACGUCAAGCAAGGGAAGCCACAGCAAGGGAAGCACCAGUUCAACUAAGGGAUCUCAUUCUGUCCAUAGCUCGAGUGGCAAAGGAUCUCACUCUACUAGCUCGAAGGGAUCUCAUUCUGCCAGCUCAAAGGGGACUCAUUCGACCCAUAGUUCCAGUGGCAAAGGAUCCUCUCAUUCUGCCAGCUCAAAGGGAUCUCAUUCUACCCGUAGCUCGAGUGGCAAAGGAUCCUCUCAUUCUGCCAGCUCAAAGGGAUCUCAUUCUACCCAUAGUUCCAGUGGCAAAGGAUCCUCUCAUUCUGCCAGCUCAAAGGGAUCUCAUUCUACCCAUAGCUCGAGUGGCAAAGGAUCAUCUCAUUCUGCCAGCUCAAAGGGAUCUCAUUCUACCCAUAGCUCGAGUGGCAAAGGAUCAUCUCAUUUUGCCAGCUCAAAGGGAUCUCAUUCGAGCUCAAGUGGAAAGGGAUCUUACAUGAGCAAGAGCUCCGAAACGACUUCUUCCUCCAGCAGUCGUGACAUGGAACACAUGAAGGUCAGCAAAAGAAUGUCUCAUCAUGGUCACCACCCUCAUGAAGAAGAAGCCGAUGAAAUGAGACAUCACCACGAUGGACACACCAUCAAGUCGAGUCGGGUGCAUCACCACAAUGGACACAUUGUCCACCAUCACAAUGGUCACAUUGUCGAAGCUCCAGUCCACCAUCACAAUGGUCACGUUGUCGAAGCUCCAUACUCCAAGUCUUACAGAAAUCACUACCCUGUUUCUAGUUACACGAGCAUCAAGUCAACCGGUACAGGUCACUAUUCCAGCAGCAGCAGCAGCAGCAAGUCGAGCAAAAAAUCUUCCAAGCGAGACCAUUACAAGCACUACGUUGUGGAGGAAGAAGAAUCAUCCAGCGAAGAAACCAUGCCUUCGGAGGAGUUUGGUGUCACCAUGCACCCUACCGAGACUUCCGUCAUCUCGGAAGACCUACCCAGCAUGGAUGACAUGAGUUUUUCCAUGGACAUGAUGAUGGGCGGAAGAUGGUAG
Molecule: messenger RNA, 1365 nt
Organism: Cylindrotheca closterium
Lineage: Eukaryota; Bacillariophyta; Bacillariophyceae; Bacillariales; Bacillariaceae
Source: the annotation of a GenBank genome assembly